Messenger RNA from Thermothielavioides terrestris NRRL 8126, 1800 nucleotides. RefSeq lists its product as uncharacterized. The record is from RefSeq and is a predicted model, not a curated record. Gene Ontology annotation, biological process: protein phosphorylation. Lineage: Eukaryota; Fungi; Ascomycota; Sordariomycetes; Sordariales; Chaetomiaceae. Gene Ontology annotation, molecular function: ATP binding; protein kinase activity. The transcript has a single exon. The coding region runs from base 1 to 1800 and encodes 599 amino acids.
AUGGAGUUGAGCCACGCUCUCGUCGACGCAGUCUGGAGACCCAAAUUCCUCGUAGAAUGGGAAGAGGGCCGACUCCAGAAGUGGCUCGACCCGUCCGCCCACCUCGUCGGGCCGCUCCCGUGGGACCUCUCGCCGCUCAACCCCAAGAACCGGGUCGAUUCGCUGGAGCAAGCCAACAACAACAGCAACGCAGGCUGGCGCAUCGACGGGGCCACGGUCUGCGGCACGCGCUUCUUCGCCGUGCCGCUCGCCCUCCUGCCCGCGCUUCCACCGCUGGGGAUCUUCGUGACUCUGCCGGACCAGACGACGUUCCCGCCCGCGCUGCGGUCGACGCUCGAUGCUUCGGCCAGCGUGCCGUUGCGCAGCGGGCCGGCUAUCGCCAGGCUGGGCGUCUCGCGGCACAUCUGCCGCGCCCUUGACUAUCAGUGUGAGAGGGAUCCGAGCAUCCUGGGUCGGUACCGCAGAUUGCCCUUUGGGUCGGAGCUCGUCUUUGAGAACGUCGCUUCGGACCCGGCAGACAUGCGGCUGACGGUGGUGGCCAACCACGACUUUGAGCGGAAAGCGCGCAGGUUGGGGGACCUUCGCGAGCUCUGGUCCGACAUCCCUGCCGAUGCCUGGCCCGUGGAAGUCGACCUCUUGUCGCUGCGCUUCGUGCGACAGAUACACGAUACCGUCUGCCUCGUCGAAAGCCCCGGGCGUGACGGCACAGUGGUCUUCAAGUCAGCCGUUGGCUCCGUCGAACACAUGUAUCACGAGCUCCGCUUCCUCCUGACGAUCCCGCCUCAUCCAAACGUGAUGCCCCGGCCCCUCGCCAUCGUCACCAAGCGCAGCGCCUUCGGUGGCAAGCGCGGCGUGGUGGGUUUCCUGCUGCGGCACUUCGCCGCCGGCUCUCUGCGCGACGUGCUGCCAGCGAGGCAGCGAGCUGGGACACUGCCGGCCCGUGUCAAGGCGAAGUGGUGCCGCCAGGUCGUUGCAGCGCUCGUCCACAUCCGGGAGGCGGCUGGCACCUUUUAUCCCGACUUGCGGCCUGACAACGUGCUGCUGGACGAAGACGACGGCAACGGCGGCGGCGGCGGCAGCGUUGUCCUGUGUGAUUUUGAGCAGCGGGGUAACUGGCAUGAAUGGUGCGCACCCGAAGUCUUGUUUCGCCAGUACGCCGAGAACAUCCGCGCCGCGCUGCUCUUGUCCAGAUCCGAGGACGACGCCGGGUACGGCGUGGCUUCCUCCUACCGCCGCCUCCUCGCCGGAUACGCGCCUCCGGCCCACCUCAUCGAAACGCCAGUUCAGGCGGCGAAUCGCCCCUGGUUUCUCCUCCCCGCCGCGGCCCAGGAAAAGGCUGUCGUGUACUCGGUGGGCCUCUUCAUCUACACCAUGUUCGAGGGCCUCAGUAACGUGCGUCGCAGCAUUGCAAAUCAGUGGCUCAUCGAUCCCGAUGUCGAGUUCCCCGCCGUUCGAAACACCCCCGGGGCGGUGAUGGACCUGGUGAAGCGCUGCACAGACGGUGCCGUGGAGUGGGCUGAUCAGGAAAGAGGCGUCGACAAGCCGCCGCGUGUCGUUCGCCAAGGCGGCGCCUUGUAUCCGGACGGACAGCUUGACUUGGAGUUCGGCACGGCGGCGACGGCUGCAACUGUCCUCGAUGCCGCUCGUGCUUGGUGGUCUGCAGAACUGGCUGGGGCCGAGAGCUUUCUACAGAGCGACGAGUGGCGGAGCCAGGAGUUUGGAAAAGGCAGACCUUCGCUGCGCCAAGUCCUACAAGAGCUGGACCGUCUUGGAGAAGGAUUAGACGAUACGGCAGGCUAG